Chaetomium fimeti is the source of this 2419-nucleotide messenger RNA. RefSeq lists its product as uncharacterized. The transcript has 2 exons. The record is from RefSeq and is a predicted model, not a curated record. NCBI's taxonomy places the organism in Eukaryota, Fungi, Ascomycota, Sordariomycetes, Sordariales, Chaetomiaceae. Bases 233 to 2386 code for a protein of 717 amino acids.
GAGUUGUGCUGGUCUUCGGGGCCUCCGUGGAGCGAAUUACAGCAGCAGGGUGCUGGCACAGCCUCGUCCCGCGCCCGCACACCCGACCUCGAGCCGACCCAUCACAGUGUGGCUGGGGCCCCUCCCCCUGUCCAAGCACCCCCGAACCGCGAUUGAUAGUUCUCGUUUUCUCAACCCUCCAGAAACUUGAUUUCCUCAAUUCUGCAAAGAGCGCUCUGCGAGCUCUCGAUUCAUGCACAAGCUGCAGCAGCGCGCCGCAGCAGCUCUGGCUGCGAGGCCGCUCGCUCGGUCCAUGAUUGUCCCAAGAUCGAGCCCGCUAUCCCCGGGCGCCAUCGCUGGGGCUGUGGUCGGAUCGGUCGUCGGCGCCCUCCUCAUCGCAUUUUGUGUCUUCCCCUUCGUCAUCCGCGCAAGACGCCGACGACUUGCCCGCCAUGCCGAUCCCGGCUUGGCCGAGAUGGGGCAGGGUCCCGGAGGCCCCAUCUUCAAUCCCCAAGAUGUAGAUGACAACUCCUACAAAAGGUACUCGGGAUCCGGCCCCGAGACAGCCACCGCCCAUGACGCCCCGCAACCCACGGACCCAGAUCACAAACCUCAGCCGACCCUCCCCCAAGGCGUCAACGUCGAGCACGGCCUGCCCUCACCCGUCUCGUCGCCCACCUCGCCCACUGACCCGUCUACCCACGCCGACGGCCAGCCUGUCUCACCUCUGACGGCUGCCGCUCCCACUCAAUCGCCCGCCGAGCCCUCGUCUAAAGGAUCCAAGGCCACCGCCGACCGUGAGAGCACUCGCGAGUUCAGUGUUAGUGACUCGUAUGGUCCACCAAGCCGCGAGCUCACUAGCAUCACCACUGCUGGCAUCACAGAAGAGCCCGAGUCCUUCGACCGCCCUUCUGGUUCCUCCGACCACAGUCACUUUCCUCACUUCAGAGAGUCUCUCCGUGGACUAAUCCACGGCCGCCGCCGCUCUUCCCACCAGCGCCGGGACAGCAAGCGGUCUACUCAAGCUGGCACCGACGGAGCACGUUCGCCAUCCGUCAUCACCAGCGACCUUCUCCCGCAGCCCGAGCCCGAGCAAACAAUAUCCGGGUUUGAGAUCGAUAUUGAGACCCCGGGCUUAGCUUGGGACUACUACCACGACCCGAACUUGGGCAUUGAACUGUCCGACACCUACCCGCAAUCAACGCCGGCCGCAGCCCCUACCAGCGUUGCCCCGCCUGCGCCUGUGCCAACUUCUGCUCCGGCUGGUUCCGUCUUUCCAAAUAACCAGGCUCCUAUCUCGCCCGAGAGCGAUUCGACAGUCUCGCCUGGUACCUUCAGCAGGCAAAACACUUUCCUCCAGGGCAAGAGGUUUCCCGGACCGCUACAGCGCACCGACAGCUUACCCCCUCCGGCCAUCGUGGCCGACCUUCCCAGUCCCCCACUCCAAUAUUCCUUUGCCGGCCCCAGCGGUAAUCCGAUGGAGAUGAUGAAGCCAACCAACCCUACCGAAAGUGCAUGGAUGCUAGAGCACGAGAUGCGCAUGAUUCAGAACUCGCCGCCGCCGCCAGCACCCGAACCCGUCCCCUACAUCUCAAUGCCAGUGGAGGAGAUGGCCGGCCAGAUGUUCGACAACGACCUCAAAGCCCAGUACCAAGCGCAGUACCAGGUUGCUUAUCAAUCGCCGUACCAGUCGCCCCCACCCGCCAUCUCGGAAAAUGGGUUCGAGAUUCAGGAGGAGUCAAUGGGUUACUACAACACUAACACCUUGACGACUUCCGAUUACUCGACGCCACCGCCCUCCACCGGGCCGUCGACCGAGAACACGCCAGACACGAGGUUAACGCCUUACACAGCCUCUCCCUCCCCGCCGGCCGAGAUUGAGACUUCUAUCAAUGGCCACCUGAUGCCGUCACCUGGGCUUUCGGCCGGCCUGUCGCCGACGCCAGGUCUCUCACCGUCGCCGGGCCCGUCUCCGGGUCUGUCGCCCAUACCAUCUCCGGGUAAUUCUGCGGGGACGUCUCCAGGCCGCUCACCAGGCAGGUCCCCGGGGCGGUCCCCGGGUAGGUCUCCCGCCGGCCCCCCUUACGUCUGCGCUUGUGGCGUUGUCAAAAACUCACUCCAUCAAUUCAAUCACCACCGACGCUAUCAUGAACGGCCGUGCACAUGCGAGCACGAAGGGUGUGGGCGAAGCUUCGGCACGAUAACGCAUCUGAAACGGCACAUCAACGACAAGCACACCAAAACCCGCAAGUUCUAUUGCACCCAGCCCGGAUGCGAUUACUCGAGGCAGGGCACGAAAUCCUUCCCCAGGAAGGAUAACUGGAAGAGGCACAUGUUGAAAAAGCACUCGAUCGAUCCGCAGAAUAUGACCGACGAAGAUGACCUGGGCGAUAUCGGGAUGGAUUAGCCUUGGAUGGUCAACAACGGCCGUGUGUUGGCA